Molecule: messenger RNA, 2328 nt
Organism: Malaya genurostris
Lineage: Eukaryota; Metazoa; Arthropoda; Insecta; Diptera; Culicidae
Gene: Inos
Product: inositol-3-phosphate synthase
Exons: 6
Coding region: 184-1860 (558 amino acids)
Biological process (GO): inositol biosynthetic process; phospholipid biosynthetic process
Cellular component (GO): cytoplasm
Molecular function (GO): inositol-3-phosphate synthase activity
Source: RefSeq, a predicted model, not a curated record
GUCAGCCAGAACAGUGCUUAAUCAUCUUGUGUGUCGUACAGUCGUUCUCUCCAUUCCGCUCUCGUGCGAUAUAAGAGCUCUCCUGGUACCAUCUUCUAGAACGUUUGCGCUACCUGCAUAAGAAAAGGACAUUCAAAUUACAAACUGGUGCAUUCAUCCGGGAGGAAUAAAAAGAACCAAGCUAUGGCUGCAGAAUUAAAUGUCUUAUCGCCAAAUGUGCAAUAUAGUGAAAAUUAUAUCGAAGCAAACUAUCAGUACCAGACUACAUCGGUUGUAAGCAGUGGACCGGCUGGGUUUACGGUCCGGCCAGAGACAACUGAGCUUAGCAUUCGCACGAAUCGGCGCGUUCCACAUCUUGGACUCAUGCUCGUCGGAUGGGGGGGUAAUAAUGGAUCAACCUUGACUGCCGCUUUGGAAGCCAAUAAGUGUGGAUUGGAGUGGAGAACUCGCACUGGCACACAAAAGGCCAACUGGUAUGGCUCGAUUACGCAGGCAUCAACUGUUCUACUGGGGACGGAUGUAUCGGGACAAGACGUUCAUAUUCCGAUGAAUAAACUGGUGCCAAUGGUUAAACCGGACAAUAUCGUUGUCGAUGGAUGGGACAUUAGUGCGAUGAACAUUGGCGAUGCGAUGACUCGGGCUAAAGUAUUAGACGUUUCGCUUCAAGAGCAGGUCUACAAAAAGUUAUCUCAACUGAAGCCUCGCCCAUCCAUAUAUGAUCCCGAUUUUAUUGCGGCAAACCAGGCCGAUCGUGCCGACAACACAAUUCCUGGGACUCGUUACGAACAGUAUUUGCAAAUAAUUCAAGAUAUUCGUGAGUUCAAGAAAAAUUCUGGCGUAGAAAAAGUUGUUAUUUUGUGGACUGCCAAUACCGAACGCUUUGCUGAAAUUAAGACAGGAUUGAACACUACGAUGGCCGAGUUAGAGGAAUCCCUGAAGGCAAACAAAUCAGAGAUCUCACCAUCAACUAUUUUCGCAAUGGCUGCUAUCAAUGAAGGCUGUAUAUAUAUAAACGGUUCUCCUCAAAAUACGUUUGUACCUGGAGUUAUUGAGUUGGCAGAUCAUCACGGAGCAUUCAUCGCGGGCGAUGAUUUCAAAUCCGGCCAAACUAAGUUAAAGUCUGUACUCGUUGACUUCCUGGUGUCUGCUGGUAUCAAACCGGUUUCUAUUGUUAGUUACAAUCAUCUCGGCAACAAUGAUGGAAAGAAUCUUUCAGCACCACAACAAUUUCGAUCGAAAGAAAUUUCUAAAAGUAAUGUUGUUGAUGACAUGGUAGCAUCUAAUAACAUUUUGUAUAAACCAGGUGAACAUCCCGAUCAUUGUGUGGUUAUCAAAUACGUACCAUAUGUUGGUGACAGUAAACGAGCUAUGGACGAAUACACUAGCCAAAUUAUGCUAGGUGGUCACAACACCUUGGUAAUUCAUAAUACUUGUGAAGACUCGUUGUUAGCCUCGCCACUGAUUUUAGAUUUGGCUAUACUGGGAGAACUUUGUUCUCGAAUUCAAAUCAAAAACAAAAAUGAAACAAACGCUGAGUACAAACCUUUCCGAUCGGUACUAUCACUGCUUAGUUACCUUUGCAAGGCUCCUCUUGUACCGGAAGGAACUCCAGUCGUCAAUUCACUCUUUCGUCAGCGUUCUGCAAUCGAAAACAUUCUUCGAGCAUGCGUCGGGUUGCCACCGCUUAGUCACAUGGCCAUAGAACAUCGAUUCAACUUGAAAGUGUCUUCUAUGGAGCCCCCAGCAAAAAAGAGUAAAAUUUCUAAUGGUUCGAUGAGCAGCAUUUCGAAUGGAAAUCAGCAAUCAAACUGUAAAACCUUUUCUAAUGGAAAUGGCGUACACGAAGCAACUGAAUGUUGAAAAAUCAUUUAUAGUCAAAAAAUCUACGUUCCACGAUGGUAACCGAGUUACACUUAAUGUCAUAAUUGCACUUGCUCAUAAAAUCCCCUUUUUGAUGAUGAUUCACAAGUAUCUAACAAAUUAUUUUGUUGGGCUUAGUAAUAUAUUCAAGAUUUGUCUUAGUAAUAUAUUCAAGAUAUAUUCUAGAUAUGUCUACAAGCCAAAAUCUCGAAUUUAAUAAUAAGGUCAGCGUCAACCUAUAGUUUUAACCGUCCAUGAGGAAUAUUCAAGAUAUAAUGGAAUUUCGACAGCAAAGUAGUAUCCGUGCUAUCAGAGAAGAUAUUAGGUUGACGAUUGAUCAGAACAAAGCAACGCAAUCAAUGUAAAUCGCAGAUAAAAAAAUUCAGUAUCCGAUACACUUGCUAUAUGUGUAUGAAAUGUAUAAAUGUACACAAAUAAACAAUUUAUCGACAAAAAAAAACAGUAGAA